AUGGCAGAUCAUAGUUCGCCCACUUCACCGCCUUCUCUCCGACAGGGGAAGAGGGUGCCCUCCGGCCCUCGUCCUCCCCCGAUGCCUCUACGUGGCUCGCCUACUUCAUCGCGGGUUACAUCAGCUGGCACGAACCCGUCUCUGAGGAAGCAGACCUCGUUCGGCUCACUGAGCAAGUUCAUCUCUACUCCCAGAGAAUCACCCCUCGACUCCAUCAUCGAUGCGGAACAUGUUUAUACUGUCAGUCCCGAGAGCUCGCCUUUGCUCAAGCCAGCUGGAAGCUCCAGCAAGGAUCUUCUACCUAUCGCAUCCCCAGAAACGAUGGUAUCUGAACAGAGAUCCCCUCCAGUCAAAGGAAGACCUCACGCUCAAACGAUCACUGCGCUUCCGAUGAGCCGAGAAACCUCAAAGAAUCGUGCUCAGACAAUGCCAGAUGGUGAUAGACCAAUCACUCCGACAUCGGCAUCAUUCGCAGUCAGUCGUCCAGUUACUCCAACAGGUAUCAAGUCCCCACCCAAGUCAAAAUCUAAACCCAAACCUUCUCGUCUCAAUACAAGCAAUCUAAUGACAUCUACCACUUCUUCACCUACAAAAUUAGUCUCGCCCGGGAUGAAGCAUUGGCAGCAAGUCAGAUCGCAUGUGAUGGCACCUACGCCUGCCGAAGAGAGAUCCUCUCAACAUCAUCAUGUUAGACAUCCAGCUAAGAAGAUGACUGGUUUAGUGUCAAAGGCAGCAGGUAGAUUCGGUUUCAAGCACGCUGCGGAUAAUGUUAUAGGAUAUAACGAUAGGAGACAAUCCAUAAUGGGUAUAUUGUCAGAUUUGAACGAUUUGUCCAAAGAGGAGAAAGAAGCUAUAACGAGGGAAAGGAGGAAAUUUGCUAGAGAUGUGAAAGUCUGCUUGGAUGCUUGUUGUUUAGAGGAAAGUAAGAGAAGAUUAGCAAGGAUAGGUUAUGACAAUAAUUCGAAAUCGAUUUUGGCGACUUACAAUGCAGAAACGAAAUCCAGUGGGAUUACAAUGCACAAUAACGGAUCUAUACAUACUUCCUCUCACAUGCAGAAAUUCACAUUCGAUCCUGAAUUCUCGGCAUUCGCGCCUCUGUUAAUGGAAUUACACAAACAUCUACCCUCUGCAAGAUCAAAGAAACCUUGGUCUAGAACGUGUCCUCAUCAUUCUGCGAUAUUAGCUGAACUGGGUACCGCCUUUUUGCAAGAUUCGACAUCGACCGACGGAGAGAGACAACAGGCUUUAGAGGUAUUUGGGGUAAUAGUGAAAAAUUGGGCUUCGGAUAAUGCAGACGAAGAAUUGGAAAGAUGGUUGUGGCUUUGCAGAGCGUUAUUGGGUAACGAUCGUCAAUUGAGGAAUAGAGGUUUGGCGUUAUUGAACCGAUUUCUACAUCCUGAUUCGAGUUUGCCCAAAGGUUUGGAUAGACCUCAAUCCGCUCUUGCUUUCUUGAGUCUGGCAUGUGCGCUAAUACAACUUCUACAUGCGGUCGAGAUGUCAGGAUACGGUAAUGAAGAUCAUUUACAGAUGGUAAAUGGUUUUCUGGCGGAUCUGAGCGAAGGUGAUAUAAUAACUUUGGAGGAAACGUCUCUGGUAGACCUGUUAGGGUCAUUGGAGCUGGGUGGAUCCCUUGGUGGAGUCGAUAAGGAGUUGGUAUGGAUAGCUGUGGGCAUGAUCAUCGGUACUCAGCCUUCUAUCGCGCCGUGGUUAUUGGUAGAAAAAUGCCAAGUGCUUCAGCGCUUCUACCCCCCACCUCUGCUACAUGCAACUCCUCCCGUGAUCCUGAACCUUCGUUCCCGAUCAUUCUCCCUGUUUUUCACUUCAUACACAUCCCUUAUAUCAGCUUCUCUGGAUGUUCCCCUGGCGACGCGUCUAUGGCGAUCAGCGAGAGACAUGUUGAUCCCGGAGGUAGAGCAUCUACCAGACGAAGAUGGUUCUUUGGCUGUAUCGUUAGCAACAUUCCUCUUUGAGCUCGAAUUGCAAGGUCACAAAUUACAGCCUAGCAAAGUGGAGCAAUCAGACCCGUUCAGGAUCGCUAUGGAACCGGUAAAGGAUGUCAAAAUUGGUGUAACGGAACAUCGAGAUAUGAUAGCGGAAUAUAGUACAAAACAAGAAUGGAAGUCUCAUUUCGAAUUGGCCGCGAAACAAAUCUCGGAUGGACCAGUGGAAGCGGUCUGUAGGAUGGUUCAAUCCUUUCUGCAAAACAAACGUUUCCUGGCUUUGGGGAAAGAAUGUGUUGUUGCUCUCUUCGCGCGCAUCUCAUCAUCUUCCGGGCCUUUACGAGAGGCUCGGCCCUUUCUGAUCUGGCUAUCCAAAUCUCAUCCUCAGCUAUUCUAUAAACCCUUAUUCAGCUGUUCCGCAUCAACUUCCUUGUCGACCCUCCUACCGCAUCUCAGAUUGGUCAGAGCCCUCUCGGAUCUCCUUGGGCCAGCGAGGUACUGGACUCAAGCAGAUCCUCAGAUGGUCGUUAUCGUCCUUAUCGGUGAUGUAGGGCCCAAACAACCUAAAGGGAAGGGGAAAGAAGGUGAAAAAGUCACGGUCAAUGUGAAAUUAGGAAGAUAUGCGGUAUUGGUCGGGUUGAUCGAAGCUCUCGGUCAGGUGGAUGAACCUGCCGGCUCAGGAAGUAGGUUAAGGGCAUUCAUUGAGAAUGUCGAAGCGCGUUUGGCAGCUUUCUUGAAAGCAGAAGAAAAAGACGGCUCGUUGCCUGAAGGAUACAAGGGUUUGAUAUGUCAACUGUUGUUCAGGAUGAGGGAUACUACCAUGUCGAUCAAGAAAUCAACGUGGCUGAAGUCUGUCCUGGCAUGGUUUACGGACCUAGCUGCGUCUGAACCCUAUCGAAAUGCCGAGACAAAGACGGAUGAUGAGCAGCUCCUCACUCUUAAAACCCUUUAUCAAGGUAUGAUAUCGAAUGCAGAUUCUCAAGGUAAAUCGACGCCGAUAAUCAAUUCGCUUCCAAGCAAGUGGACAGGUGGUUCAGCCAGGCGAGAUAGUCUACCUAUUUUGUCAGAGAAAACAAGAGCUAUCUUCGACACGAACUUGGCCAAAAUCGUUCCCUUUUUGCUAGUCACGGUACAUGCAGCAUUAUCAACCGAGGACUGGGAAGCUCUUCUUCCUAAAUUAUGGCAUUAUUACGAUUCUUCUCGCCCAUCGCGAAAGGGAUUGACGUUUCUACUUGAAAAAUGUGCCGAAAGGAUUCCAGGUCAACUUCGGGCGAUCAUGAUCUCGGAUCUCACUAGCAAGGUAGCUAUGCUAUUCGGAUGGCGAUUUCAGGUGCUGGCGCAGCGUAUCCUCACUGAUCGACGUGGACCCGUAUUCCAAUUCACCUCAAAGACCUUGGACUUCGUCGCGACCGAGAUUGGAUCACCAAAUUGGGUGCCACCGCAUGAUGUGCAAGAUGCUGCCUUGAAGAAAUUCGGUCGGACACUUCCCUUAGAACUUCGACAGCGAUUGAUGGAACUAGGAUGGAGUGAAGAUGAAUCUCUACAAGCUAAAUCGGACUGGGAACAGGUCCCCGUAUCAGCCUUACCCGCUUUGCAGUAUCAACAAGAGGGUGUUAAUGUCGAAAGGUCACCCAGUCCCAUGAGAUCCCUCACCAGGAAAGGUUCUAGUGGGUCUGGAAAUUCUGUUACCGGCAAGAGAAGAAAAGCCGUAUUCUCACCUACUCUCCUGGCCAUUAUCAACGAACAAGCUCGAGCACUUGCAGGAGAGAUCGACGGACCGAUCAGUACGACUUCACUGGAAAUUGUGAGAUUGCUUCAGAGGGAUGACCCAACUGGCUUGUUACGGCCCAUCGCAGAAGGUUUCGGAGAUGUUUUCCUCGAUUCGCUCGCUCGACUGAAUUGCAUAUUUGCAACACUCACGCCUGGGUUCGCCUACGCCGCGCUGAACUCUUUAGUGGGUCAUCUGAAAACGGUCCUGCGUAAUAGCCCUCAUUUCGACCAUCACGCUCUAGCAUUAGCUACCAUCUCGCGACUGGUACCGAGUACGAGCGAAUUCUCAUUACGAGACAUAAGGAAGAACAAAGCCGAACAUGUACUCCUUCCCGCAUCGAUUCAUGAAGAUGAAGGUGGUUUCAAGGUACAUGCACCUUGGCGAGAUGGUCAAAUAGACGUGCAGACGGGCCAACUCCUGAUUCUGACAGAGAGUUUACGCGCAAAUCCACGAGAAGUGUACCUGUUCAAGAAGAUGCUAUCGAAUCUGCAGAUCCGAGACUCGAUACCCCACCUUCCCUUCGCUCGAGCUUGGCUGGUCUUGAUUUCGACACUGUUCUCGGCUGUCAAUAGGAAUUACAACGAUCGAGCAGAAUUGCGACAUUUUCUGUCUAACGUCGGUAAUAUACUCCAAAUCCAUGGUCAGAAAGAUCUACUAGUUGCUUCGCACGCUAUGCGAGUGUUUAUGCUCUGUUCCGCCAGAUUCAGGCGACUAUUUGCUUCUAUGGGUUUCUCAACCAUCAUGAGAUCUGUAUACGACACCUAUUCAGGAGGAAGUUCAGCUUUGAAGGAUUGUAUCGAAUACGCUUCGAGGAGUUUCUAUCGGAUACAUCAAGAUUCUUUCGUCUAUCAGACUUGUGUGGUCAUCUCGGAAGGGGAACACGAUCCUUCAGAGGUAUACAUGUUGUUAUCAAGUCUAUCAAGAGGGAAUUCGGAAUCUUCCGGUGUCUCCUCUGGCAUCAAGGAUCUGAACAACCAAGAAGAAAUCGAUGCCUUGGUUCAAAUGUUAUCCGGUCCCGAAAUCGCCUUGUCCGAUUUGGGGCAGGCUUUUUCCGAGAAACACUCGCUCAAGCAAGUCUCAGCAAUUACAUUGGAAGAGACCAUCUUCUCAAAAGAAAACAUCAUCAAGCUUUUCGUCACUGUCAUAGCGGCUAAUCCAGCUACUAGACGGGCAGCGAAUUUCCUCAGAUUACUUUCAGGGCUAGUGCCGCAUAUAUCAGAACAUCCACCGAGUCAAGAAUUGCUCAGAGAAGGAGUAGAAGUACUGGGAUCGGUAAUCCAGAAGGGGAAAACAGGAGAUGAAGCAGCUAUAACGGCCUUCCAUCCUGGGUCCAAUGAGUCCACCUCAGACUGGACAGCCGCACGAAGAGAAUACGUAUUCCUAGUUGAAUCAUUUGCGAGAUCUGGCGGUCAACUGGGUGCUUCAGCUACGAAACGUACUUUGGACAUGGUUCUCGAUCUAUUGAAACGUCAACCUGAAUCUGUUGGUCCGGCCGCAUCGAGUAUUGUCAGCUUCCUUGCCAAGACUCACCUGUCAUCGUCGAAGCCUACACCUUUCUUAAGGGAUAUCGCGCCUUUGUUCAGGAUGUUCAUUGCUGUUGUCGAUUUUUCCGGUGUGUUAGAUUCGAUAACUGCCCUGAUCAAACGGUCUUCCUUCAACCUAGAUGGCGAGAUCACCUCGAUCAUCGUUGAGAACUACGUGGAACCGGCUGUGAGGAUGUUGGCUUCUGCCGCUGAAGAAAGUAUGGCAUUUAUCGUACCACUCCGUUCGAGUGCGGUGAAAUUACUCGCAGCUGCGGUAUUCCUCAGAGGUGACGCUUUAGGUGCUCUCGAACGACAACCACCUUCCGCAAGUUUGUUGGCUUCUUUGGUCUUACCUCUGUGUCUGUUACUGGAACCUCCUGAAGAAGUCGAUCGAGAAGCUGUAUAUGGUAGUCUAUGGAUAAGGUUAUUAGCUUAUGUCUUGAAAUCGCGAGAUCGACAUAAGACCAAAACCGUCAAGACGGUCACCACGAAUCAAGUUAUAGCGGCGACCGUUCUGCUGACUGUACAGAUAGUCAAAAUUAUCUUCAUCCGAGCUUCAGAAAGUAUAUCCUCCAUUAAAGGUUUAUGGACCUAUAUAUCUUCGUAUCUACUACGAGUCAUCGAAGAUGGAGAUGCCUCUUUCGCCGAUUCAUCACUUAUCAACCCUUCGCCCAGAAUCGUAGAUUGGAUAAUGUGGAGUCUAUUCGAAUUGAUUUGUCUGCACAAGAACCCAAUCAUGAUUGAUCUCAGGUACAAACUACAAUUAGUCUUAUUGAACGUACAUGAAGAAGUCGAAAGGUCUGCACCACCUUCACCCAGCCUAGGAGCCGGAGGGAAAUUAUCGAAUCCACCUAUGACAUCGCAAAGCAUGUCAGGUAGAGCCCGGCGAAUCUCAUCUGCUAGAACGCCCUCAGCAUCAUUCGGUCAUUCGAGAUUACCCAGUGCGACUUAUCCUGAUAUGUCAGGAUUUGGAUUAGGUCUAGAUUCUACUCCGGGUCAGGGUCAUGGUCAUUCAAGAACGUCGAGUACGAAGCUUACUCCGGAAUAUAUAAAGAACGGUCAACAUUCCAGAAUGCCAAGUCAAACUCAACAAUUCUUAACUCCUUUCAGUGGCAGUACACCGCCUACGUCCAAUAGAAUCGGAUCACACGGUAGGAUGCCAAGUCAAUCUUCUCUUUCUGGAGGUAAUCAUCAUUCACAAUCGGGAGGAAGUGGUAACGGAGGUAUGGUCAGACCUUCGUUCUCCGCUUUAUCUGCUAGGAGAGUCUCCAGACCUGCUUUCGAAGUUUUCCAGAAUACCUCAGGAGGAGAUACUGGGGCAGGAGGGAUGCAUCGUAGAUUUCCAUCUUCCGCUGGAGACAUCAGAAAUUUAACGAAUGAGAAAAUCGCAAAUGCUAGUAGUAAAGCGAAUGGAGGAGCAAUCGUUCACCUGUUAUCUACACCAAACCAGAUUCUCUCGGCUACCAGUAGCAAUUUCCCUACAUUCUCCCCUUCCCAUAGUCCUAUUUCACCUCAAGGCAAGAACCCCUUGAGAGGAAAUACUCUAAGUGGUGGCGGAGUCAAUGGACGAAGAGGAGAAUCUGCUUUGAGGGAAAUUAGAGUGAAGAAUGAUAAGUUGUGUGAGAUGACUAGGAAGUCAAUGAAGAUGGUUAGGUUGAUCAAUGGGUAUGAGAAUGGUAAUAACGAUGGUGAAAACUUGUUUGGAGAUGAUAAUAACGAAGAUGACGAUAUGAUGAGAAGUUGGAAUGUAUCGGAUGCUCUGAACGUGAUAUCAGAACAAACUAGGAUAUUCGUCGAAGAGGAAUUCAGAGAUCUCUUCUCACCUAUUUCGUCAACUACGUCCCACGAAAUUGGUUUAGGAGAUUUAUCAACUGUCUUAGAUCAUUCUUUGAAUCUCACCGAUGCCCGAAAAUCACAAGAAAAAGAAAAAGAAAAGAGGGAAAGUGGAUAUUCUUUAGCUCCUGAGGGAUAUCAUCUAGAUCCAAACGAACACUAUCAUCAUCAUUCUGGUCCAGGUGAUAUAGCGGAAGAAGAAGAAGAAGAAGAAAAUUUGAAAAUGUUCAAUUUCGGAGGUGCAUUUGGAUUUAAUGAAAAGAGAAGGAAUUCAAGUUUGACUAGGAACAAUAUUCCUUUGUUAUCUGUUUCCGAGAAUUAG
This is a messenger RNA of Kwoniella mangroviensis CBS 8507, 7389 nucleotides long. RefSeq lists its product as uncharacterized. The record is from RefSeq and is a predicted model, not a curated record. Gene Ontology annotation, molecular function: monoatomic cation channel activity. Bases 1 to 7389 code for a protein of 2462 amino acids. Gene Ontology annotation, biological process: monoatomic cation homeostasis. The transcript is spliced from 7 exons. Gene Ontology annotation, cellular component: cation channel complex; axon. Lineage: Eukaryota; Fungi; Basidiomycota; Tremellomycetes; Tremellales; Cryptococcaceae.